Messenger RNA from Laccaria bicolor S238N-H82, 6048 nucleotides. RefSeq lists its product as uncharacterized. The transcript has 48 exons. Bases 1 to 6048 code for a protein of 2015 amino acids. Gene Ontology annotation, molecular function: proteasome binding; peptidase activator activity. The record is from RefSeq and is a predicted model, not a curated record. Gene Ontology annotation, biological process: proteasomal ubiquitin-independent protein catabolic process. Gene Ontology annotation, cellular component: nucleus; cytosol. NCBI's taxonomy places the organism in Eukaryota, Fungi, Basidiomycota, Agaricomycetes, Agaricales, Hydnangiaceae.
AUGGCUUUGCCUGAUAUUUCGAGUUUGCGUAUCAAUGGCUCAAGCACAACCUCUCCAACUGAAGGGCACGUCCCGCAAGACAUUCUCGACACCCGAGGAGACCGGUACAUGGAAAAACUCAAAAACUAUGCCGAGUCCCUCCCCUACUCAAUUGAGCCAUACGCGAAGAUGACGGAGCUGCUGGACUUCAUCCUGCUGCGAAUAACGCAAUGCGUGGAGGCAAAAGAUUAUGAUGUCGGCCUCUUGCAAUGGGACAGCAUGUUGAACUACUGGAGCAUGUUAAAGUAUCCUAUUCCGAAAGAUAAACGGAUCAAGCUAGCAAAACUAUAUUUUCACAUUAGUAUCACCCCCGGAAUGUCUCCGCAGAUGAUCGCGACAUGCGCAGAUGGCUUCAAGGCUUUGACUGCAUCCAAGGAAAAGCUGUCAAUUAGCGACAUGAGGCUCCCAUGGAAACCCAUCUACGAUGUCCUUAGCCACGAUUUGUUUCUUCGCAGGCGGCAGUUUGAAUAUACUCAAGUCUCGUGGUGUAUGGGAUACAUUGCCGAAAAUGCUCGCAGGUUUUUCCAUCCAGCUGCAAUCAAUGAAAUGCUUUCUACUUUUGUCCCGUUGAUCGACGGGACCAAACUAGAUAGCAUUCUAUCCUCACAUUAUUACCUCCUGACAUUCUUGCCCCUUUCUCACCCACAAUACUAUCUUCCAAUGUUAUUUCGUGUGUGGGAGUCGAUAAACUCUUACAUGUAUGACGAAGGCAUGUUGCAUUUUCUCUCCAAGUUAUCGGAGAUGCAUGUUGCCUCUGAGGUCAGCAAUCCCCGACGAAUUGAAGAGAUUCCGGACGAUGAGAGAUCUGAAGAUGAAGGGCGAUUUGAUUGGUCUCAGACAAGCCUGCCUGAUCAUGGAGUAUGGCCAGGCAUUUACAAAGAUGUUGGUAUCUUCUCUGACCAUGAGUGGAAUUUCUUGAUGUGUAAAUGUCUAGCGUCAAUGGAAAUACCUUUGGCGGAUGGUGGCUCUCUGACCACAGGCCCAUCGGCUGAUAAUCAAGUUGGUUUCGAGAUUGGCAGACUACCAAAACCUCAAUGGCGGAUUCCAUCUUUGGCACGUAUCAUUGUUUACUCAAUGGCAAAUGAUGGCGUUACUGUUCCGCCAUCCAAUGCCCCAACACCCAUGUUCUCCCCUCUGCCAUCGGGGAUCAGCACGCCACAUAUUCAGGACACUCCGUUAGCUGACUAUCUCUCAUCACCUCUGGGAAAAAAGGUCCAAACCAAGACCAAGUCUUACUUGGCAGGUUGCAAGGCAUUGGAUUCUUUGGCAAGAAUGAUAGCCUCCACAGAAAGCUUUUUUCAUCCUUCAAAUUCUGGCUCCUGGACGGCGGAUCUGAGUGCAUUUAUCAAAUAUAUUGUCUAUGAUUUCAAUAAACGCUGGCACGAAGAGCAGAAGCCCGACUGCAAAACCCCAAAGAAUCGUCGAUUAACAAACUUGAUGAAGCGGGAGCUAGUCAAGUCACUCAGAACCGUCACGCUGCUUGCUAUGUUUUCUCAAGAUUCAACCACGGUAUCGAACAUCCAAGGCUGUCUAAAAUCGAUGAGUGUGAUGGAGCCUGACCUAAUCUUAUAUCCAAUACUAGAACGAGCAGUGCCCUCCCUGGAAGCUCUGGUUGAGACUCAACGAACCCUCGCUGUAAUUAAGGCACUUGGAGCGGUGGCACCUGCCAUCGUUUCCCGCGAGGUUUAUUAUCCCGGUGCCAAACACCUCGUGCCUAUACUGGAGCUGCUGAUUCCGGGUAUUGAUCUUAAUGACCCUGCAAAAACGCUCUGCACGACCUCAUUCCUUGUCGAAGUAUCCCAGCACAUCAUGAUCGGCGAUCUCACAAACGAUGAAGUAGUUGCUGCCAACCUCGAUUUGGAGCCCACACUUCCCUCCGAUACUCAAGUCACGUUUCAAUCCUUUACGCAAGAUGACGCCGAAGAGUCAUAUAUAGAUAUGAGAUCGACACUCACAGACGAGGAAGAGGACGCCUUACUCAAGGAUUCUACACGCAGUUUCCCUGAUUGGAUUACCAGCUUUAUUCACAGAGUGAUACAGUUGCUGGAAAAUCUUCCGGAAGAAGGUCCUGACGGGUCCAGCGGGGGUGCAACCGAAAUCCAGGUCGUUGAUGCUGUCACAGGUGCUUGCAGCCAGAUAUGCGUGCAUCUCUCUGAACCACUUUUCGAUCUGGUGUUGAAGAUGGUUUUCGAUUAUGCUACCACGAACGUUCGAUCAAAUGCUGUUAGAGCGAUUCACCAACUGGUGGAAUGUGUAGCGAAUGCUGAUCCUGUCAAAACCUUGGCUAAGUUUUUUCCAUUCUGUGACAACAGCAUCCGCGUAGAAAUUGAAAACGGUGCUAGUUCGCUUAGAACUACAUCUGCAUCCACUCCACUUCCCUCAGAUGCUACGUUGCACUGGAAUCUGGCUAUACUUAGAGGCGCAGUAUACAAUGAUGGACGAGCAAUCCUGAAGUAUAAGAAGGAACUCAUGUCGUUGCUACAUCUUCUCCGCGACAAGGCAUUCUCAAAGCGAGGUUUUUCCUGGGCUGGGAAAUUGUUAUCUAGCCUCCUGCUUACUCUGACGCAUACGUACCCAUUGGAAAACAAGUUCGUCAACCCAGAAGAGUGGUCCAGUGAUGAGUUCAAACACAGUCACCAUCGACAUUGGGGCAAGCUGUACAGGUCAGAUGAAAUAUCUUGGCAUGUUCCUGAUCCCGAGGAAAUCGGAUUUGCUCUCCAAAUAUUCAAGGAACUGGUUGAGCCUACUCUGACGGCUCUUGAAGAUCUCCUCGCUCCUGGUAAUAUAUCAACAUGUAUCCCGCUUCUCCAAGUAAUGCUAAAGGAGUGCUACAGACGUUGUAAGGGAUGCCUCUUGGCGGAACGAUUUCUGCCGCGUAGUUAUCUAACGGUUGUUCGGAAUGCAUUUGCUGGCAUUCCGACCCUCUUCAAAGAAGUUCUUUCCCAAGAAGAGCUGAGAGCUGCAGCCUUAACAAGUGAUAUCUUGGAUGAAAUUCCGGAGAUGAUUGCUUCCAUCCAGCCGAUUCAUUCAGGAUUCUCACUGACUGACCCACAAGAUCCCCGAUAUGUGUACAUAACGUCUCUCAGGCAACGGUUUGGAACUUUCCUACACAAGGCUUCUGAAACCCUUCGCCAACAAGGGGAAGAGAACACAGUGGACGCCGUCCACAUUCUCCUUAGAUCCGUGCGGACGUACUUGAUGGAGUAUGGCGACAGCAGAGAUAGUUACUACCUUAACGAUGAACAGUAUACGGCUGAGAUGAAUGUAGCUCGGCAAUACGCGGGCCAGAAAGUUUGGCCGAGGGCUGUAUACGUCCGCCGUGCCCGUUACUACAACUCAGCUCGCCUACGUUGGAAUUCCAUCGAGCGCAGACGUAGUCCUUUAGAAGAUAAUCUUAUCGAUGACUUGGUGGAGUGGUCAAUGUGGCAUUACGCUGUUAUACGUCAAUCGAGCCAAUCGAUAUUAGAAGCCAUAUGCUCUAUCUACGACGGUGUUAGGCGUCGGGCACUCCCCCGGUUAAUCGAAGCAUUGGAACCGAGAAAUGACGAUGAUCGUAUGAAAGGUGCACUCUGGACUAUCAAUUGCCCGUCAUUCGGAAAGCAUGCAAUCUCUGAACCAACUCUGGCCAAGGAUUUAGUGGCAAAGCUUUUCGGUUGUCAACAUAAUGAAAAGCCCUCUAUUCAAGACUGCGUGGCGACUGUCUUCGAUAACUGCCUCAACAGCUUUGUCGAGCCCUGCAAUUUGAUGUACGAUGUGCCCAACCCUGCCAUGGACGAAGCUUUGGUGAACCUGAAAAGGAUUCUUGUUUUUGGGACAAGUGAAAACGGUCUGACUGCCCGUUGUCGCAACCAACGUAUUGAACGUGUUCGUCUCAAUGACGAGGCCAUCGAGGAGAUUAAUGAAUCCGUCCUAAACAUUGGCAACUCUUCCCAAACCCACUGGCGAUAUGGGAUAUAUGCUACUCGAUGUUUGCGAACUCUUGUUCGAAAGGACAUGCCUUUGAAAGGAGAACAGAUACGGUAUUUCUUAAAAAAGGUUCAUGAUGACCACCCAGACAUUCGCUACUACGCGCAACGAGCCGUUAUGAAGAGCUUGCGAAACAUUAAAUUAAGGACUUAUUGCUCCGGUCCUCUGGAACUCGCAGUAGCUCACUGCCAAAACCCUCUGAAAAGGAAUAUAGCUAUUCGCCCCACCCAACAGCUGACGGAACAGUUCCUGCAUAGAUUCGGAACGCCAAUCAACUGGGCAGAGAAGGGCGAAACACAAGUGUUUUUCGACAAGAAUCCCCCUGGGUGGCUUGCUUGGCCGAACUCAAUUUGCGUCGACAUUUUGCCCGACGCUGUAGCAUCUACUUUCAGUCCAUGGGAAUCCGCCAGUGCAGAUGCUAUUGAAGUUGUUCGGGAACUUGUCACUGACCCCACAUACUGGGAAACUGUUUCUACGUACUAUUCAGAGGAAAAUCAUGAAACGACCAUCGUUCAAGACAAUGUUUCCUGUGUCAAAUCCAUAUUUCAACUUCUUGAAGAUGAACCGUUUGAGGCCUUCAAGCCUGUGGUGGAGAAAUUGAUAAGUGAUAAAGAUCAGAAUAAGCAGCGUGCCGCAGCGGAACUUCUCGCAGGUGUCCUUGGAGGGUCGAAGCACUGGCCUCUUAACAAGCAAAAGAAACUCUGGGUAUGGUUUACUCCCAACAUACCUAUUCUCCUAAGCCAGAACAUAAAAUCUGACACUCUGAUGAUCUGGACGUCUUUCUUGGAGUACAUGUUUUAUCACAAAGAUCCUCGACGUAUACAGCCCAUCGUUGAUUUUCUAAUGGAAUCAUUCAACUCUAUGGAUUACAAUGCGGAGAUGUCCUUUGAUGCUGUGAAAAUCAUCUCGCUAUUCAGGUCAUUCUACGAGGAACUAGGAAGGAAAUUUUCCCCAUGGGUUGACGAUGCAGUACGGAGAUCUUGGGCUGAGAUUCAUAGCGAACACGACGAUGUCCGCGCCUUCAUCAGCGAAAUCCUGGCCUUUUCUGAGAAUAUUAAGUGGCUCCCCAAGCCGUCGCUUCCAACCGUAGAAGUCUUCGUGCGAGAGUGUUCUCGCCUUCCCGCAGACUACGACAUUAUGGGGAUACGGGGAACUUACCAUCGCGCAAGAGUGGUGGAACUCGUCGAUCGAUUUCAACUUUGGCGCUCAGAACGUACACCAGGUGUUCGUGCCUUUCAAUCAACCUACGACCGAGUGGGAAUCACGGUUUGCAAGUGGCUGUAUCAGUCAAUCCACGAUCUUCAUGCGAUAUCUACUUUUGAUUACAUUCUCCUUUUAAUGCCUGAGCUCUUCCGGUUCACGGAAGUAAAUGACAACAAUGAACUCGCUUCCCGCGCAAGCACGUUACUCGUUCGAAUGUGCGGGGUGACUCCUCCUGUGCCACUCAUCGAUCCACUUCUCGAUGCAAUUUUUGAAGCUAUCAGGAGGUCGCCCUCCUGGAGGGUUCGGUUAAAGGCUCUACCCCUUGUGCAAGUCUUCUAUUUCCGUCAGGUCCCACUGAUCAGAGAUAUCAAGAUAGUAGAGAUUUUAGAGGUUUUAUGUCAAUGCUUAGAUGACGAAGUCGUGGAAGUUAGGGAAAUGGCAGCUCGCACCUUGUCGGGCAUUCUCCGUCUGUCGCCGCGGCGCAGCAUCAUCACUCUCAAAGACCGGUUUGUUCGACUGGCUAAGAAUAGUUUCAUUCCCCACCGACAAGAUCCAAGCUACAACACUGCGGUAAGGCGACGUCACGCGGCCAUCUUGGGCAUUUGUGCCCUCGUCGACAGUUAUCCAUAUACUGUAGAGAAGUGGAUGCCAGAGCUUCUGACGAAUGUUUUAGCAGAGCACACAUAUGAUCCAAUCCCCAUCUCCACAACAGUCCGAAAGUGCGCGAGCAACUUCAAGAGGACGCACCAAGAUACGUGGCAUGAAGACUCGAAACGAUUUGACGAUCAUCAGCUUGUUGCACUUUCAACUCUGCUUACAGGAUCGUCAUACUAUGCAUAA